AUGAAGGAAACGACGCCGCCAGGCUGCCCAACUGCGUCGUGCCCGCCGCUCGCCGUGCGCCACCACCUCCGCAGCCGCGUGCGCCACCGCCUCCACCGCCGCCUCCGCCGCCGCCGCCUCCUGCCGCCGCCUCCCUCUCUGUCCGCCACAUCUCCCGGCCGCGCGCGCUCCGUGUCUCCCGUGCCUUCACCUCCACCUCCGCCGCGCGCCGCCACAUCCGCCGCUCGCCGCGCUCCUUCGACGGCCGCCGCCGCCACCGCGCCUCCCUCCGCGGCGCCUCCUCGCCGUCCUCCCCCACACGACCGCGAACGACACGUGGCCCGCCGUCGCCCGCCGCCCGGAGCCGCGGACGUCGCCUCCACCGCCGCUCUCAGCGCCCUCCGCCGCCGCCCGCCACCGCGCCUCCCUGCAGGUAAGUACCCCAAGAAGAGAAACAUCGUCGAGUUCGGGAGCUUCCGCGUCUACUACGGCACCGUUCCCGAGCGCAAGUGCCUCUCGCCGGUGCUGGUGGCUCCGGACCCGCCAAGAUCUGCGUUUCCUAGCGGCCACGCAGCCGGCAGCGUCGAGGUGCUGAUGGUUGGCGCGGCUGACACCGGCAAAGGAGCUGCGGCGGAAGGCGCUAGACAGACGAAGUCCACGCGCACGGCCAAACCGCCGACCGAGCGUGACCAAGUGGUUGCGGCGCUCAUCCGGCUAGGCAACCGGAAACCAGGCUUAGAGCUCGCAAUCUAG
This is a messenger RNA of Lolium perenne, 732 nucleotides long. The record is from RefSeq and is a predicted model, not a curated record. Lineage: Eukaryota; Viridiplantae; Streptophyta; Magnoliopsida; Poales; Poaceae.